GUCCCAAGUUCUCUUUAAAUAAAUAAUUAAAAAAAAAGCCAACAGCUCACACAGAACAAGGAGUUGUCCUUGGAACGUUUGACCCAUGUGAUGAAUCAAGAAUAAAUAACAGAUUUAAGUACCUAAGGACGCAAAGAAGUUCCUAGUGGAUAUUGGGAAGCACCAAGACAGCCAGUUCGAAGAUCAAGUGUGGCAGCCCAGCAGGAGAACUGGAAGGGGAACUUCAGGGACCUCCGUCUUCUCCAGGAUAGAAUUUGCCAACCCUGAGUCACAGCCUGCAUCAGAGUGGUGUAGACCGCAGUGGGAGCUGGGAGCAGCCAUAGCUUGUGGUGGACCUGCUGUGCUCGUACCUUCUUAUGGUGGUGCCAGUGUCUCGCUCUGUGCCCAGGCAAGGUGAUGGACAGCAGAGCAGAGAUGGAAGUUGUGAGAAGCACGAAGGGGAAUGUUGCUGGGGAGGUCAGCGUCCACGUGGUCACCACUGAGAGCACUGUGCAGAGCACCCACCUGCCAACGACUGCCUUCAUCAUACCAGCAAAUGCCACUACCAUCAACCUUCCCACGAGCACCUUAGAAAUUCAGCGAUUCCCCCGGGAACCACAGAGAAGCACAGGGGCUGAGAGGCCAGAGAGGGGAGCAGGGAGUGAGCCCAUCACAGCUACUGUCAUUCCCCAGAUCAGCGGGGUGCAGACCUGCAGCACAGUCCGUGUGCUGGAGUGGAAAGAUGGGGUGGCUACUUUGCCUGGGAGUAACCUGCGGUUUCGAAUAAACGAGUACGGGACACUGAAGGUAGUGAGUGCUGAUAAGAUGCCUCCAGUAGACGCUAUAAAGGAGGGUCACACAGAGAAGGACGGGGACUCAGAGGUGGCACCCACCAGCAGGGACAAUCCUACUGUGGCUCAGGAUGUGCCAGAGCAGAUCAAGCUGCCGACAGCAGAAACCAUGUGCCACUGUGAUACCUGUGGCCGGAGACAUGUGUCAGAUGGAGCCCGGGAAGGCCGUGGCUUCUGCAGUGAGCACUGUCACCAGCAGUUCAAAGAAAGGUCCGUCAUUGUGGAAAACUCUGCCAGCAGCACCAAUGCUGCUGAAAUCCUCAAACCAGUGAAGAAACGAAAGAGGAAGGACUACCAGAGCCCUUCGGAGGAAGAAUAUGAAUCUGAGCAAAUGGAGGAGAAGCAGGAAGAGAGGAAAAGCUCGACGGGAGACUCUGCCAUCAGCAAUCCGGAGGCUGAUACGUGGAAUGGGAGCCAGCACGGUGCCAGUGAGGAGAAGAAAGAAGGCUGGUCUUGGGCGUCCUACUUGGAGGAGCAGAAAGCUGUCGCUGCCCCUUUAGAUCUCUUCCAGGAUUACCAAGUAGCUUCCCAGCACAAGAAUGGCUUUAAAGUGGGGAUGAAGCUGGAGGGGAUCGAUCCGCAGCACCCGUCUAUGUACUUUAUCCUGACGGUGGCUGAGGUGUGCGGUUACCGGAUGCGCCUCCACUUUGAUGGCUACUCUGAGUGCCACGAUUUUUGGCUGAAUGCUGACUCCCCUGACAUCCACCCUGCCGGCUGGUUUGAGGAGACUGGGCACAAACUCCAGCCCCCAAAAGGUUAUAAGGAAGAAGAAUUCAGCUGGACAAACUACCUGAAGAUAACAAAGGCUCAGGCAGCUCCUAAGCACCUCUUCGUGGUUCGAAAUACUCAUGAGGCUUCCCCAGGCUUUGAGGUGGGCAUGAAGCUCGAAGCUGUGGACCGCAUGAACCCUUCCCUGAUCUGUGUUGCCACAGUGACUGAUGUGGUGGACAAUCGCUUUUUGGUGCACUUCGACAACUGGGAUGAUACUUAUGACUACUGGUGCGAACCCAGCAGUCCGUACAUCCACCCAGUUGGAUGGUGUCAGGAGCACGGCAAACCCCUCACACCUCCUCAAGAUUAUCCUGAGCCCGACAGCUUCACCUGGGAAAAGUACUUAAAGGAAACUGGAGCAUCUGCUGUCCCGGCUUGGGCCUUUAAAGUGCGCCCACCCCACGGCUUUCUGGUCAACAUGAAGCUGGAGGCAGUGGACAAGAGGACUCCUUCCUUCAUCCGAGUGGCCAGUGUGGAGGAUGUGGAAGAUCACAGGAUAAAGAUCCAUUUUGAUGGCUGGAGCCACGUCUAUGAUUUCUGGAUUGAUGUGGAUCAUCCGGACAUCCACCCCAUAGGCUGGUGCUCAAAAACUGGACACCCACUGCAGCCUCCUCUCAGGCCAAAGGAACCAGCCUCCUCUGCCCAUGGGGGCUGCCCAACCCUGGGCUGCAAGAGCAUCCCUCACACCAAGAGCUCCAAGUACAGCUUUCACCACAGGAAGUGCCCCACGCCGGGUUGUGAUGGGUCAGGACACGUGACGGGGAGAUUCACGGCCCAUUACUGCCUCUCAGGGUGCCCACUGGCAGAGAAGAACCAGGGCAGGCUUAAGGCGGACUUGUCUGACACCGAGGCCUCGACUCGCAAGAGGAACCUGAUAGGCUUCCCUCAGCGAAAGAAGUCUCGGCACCACGGGAGAGGGCGACCCCCAAAGUACCGGAAGAUCCAGCAGGAAGACUUCCAGACAAUUUCUUCAGACAAUAUGCACCAGUCGCUCUUCAUGUCUGCCCUGUCUGCCCACCCUGACCGCUCCCUGUCGCUCUGCUGGGAGCAGCACUGCAAACUCCUGCCAGGGGUGGCUGGCAUCACAGCGACUACAGUGGCCAAGUGGACCAUUGACGAGGUCUUUAGCUUUGUUCAGACUCUGACGGGUUGCGAGGACCAAGCCAAGCUCUUCAAGGAUGAGAUGAUCGAUGGCGAGGCCUUCCUCUUGCUGACGCAGGCUGACAUCGUCAAGAUUAUGAGUGUCAAGCUGGGCCCGGCACUUAAGAUCUACAAUGCAAUCCUCAUGUUCAAGAAUGCUGAUGACACCUUGAAGUGACUUUUCUUGGCCUGAUUGGGACCCUCCCUCAGCACUGGUGCUGCCAAACUGUCUGGUCAGGACAGAGAUUCCCCCUGACUGGCCGCAGCUUGUCACGUCCUGCUCAUGUCCUCUCGGGUGCCGCAUCUCCGCUCUCCCACCAGUCCAUCUCCCAUCCUCUCCGCUCCACGCUGCCCUUCUCUUCCAGCACUGGGUGCAGGCUGACCCCAAGCCUCGGGGUAGCUGCAGGGAUGGAGGGUGGACGUGGGGCUAGUCUGUCCUAGUGCAACAGCUGCCCCCCAAGUCCUGCUGUGACUGCACUGCUGUGGGGGGGUGUGUGCAGAGGGACGGGGGAGCAGCGCAGAGGGUCUAGCAGCUGGGGGCUGACACCACAAUCAAGUCACCCAGAUGAGGGAAGGGACUGACUGCCACAUACAUGCUUGCACCUGUUUAAAGGCUGGUCUUGGCUUUGCUCAACAGCUGAGAAA
This is a messenger RNA of Falco peregrinus (peregrine falcon), 3386 nucleotides long. Its product is annotated as lethal(3)malignant brain tumor-like protein 1. The record is from RefSeq and is a predicted model, not a curated record. Gene Ontology annotation, molecular function: zinc ion binding; protein binding. Gene Ontology annotation, cellular component: nucleus. Gene Ontology annotation, biological process: regulation of DNA-templated transcription. Lineage: Eukaryota; Metazoa; Chordata; Aves; Falconiformes; Falconidae.